Messenger RNA from Pyrgilauda ruficollis (rufous-necked snowfinch), 3537 nucleotides. It is a transcript of the gene ZBTB7B, whose product is annotated as zinc finger and BTB domain containing 7B. Gene Ontology annotation, molecular function: protein binding; RNA polymerase II cis-regulatory region sequence-specific DNA binding; DNA-binding transcription factor activity, RNA polymerase II-specific. The record is from RefSeq and is a predicted model, not a curated record. NCBI's taxonomy places the organism in Eukaryota, Metazoa, Chordata, Aves, Passeriformes, Passeridae. Gene Ontology annotation, biological process: positive regulation of gene expression; regulation of transcription by RNA polymerase II.
GGGGGGGGGGGGGGGGGUACCAGGGAGCUCCCCCAAAGCAGGUUCACAAACUGGGGGGCCCUUCUACUGUUCCUCAGCCUGUGUCUUCCAGGGCUGUGUCGCAGCAGGCUCAUCCUGGCUCUGGGGACUCUGUGCCUCAGUGCUGACUGGAUGCAGUGCCCCUCUUGCAUGGUUCACCACCUUGCCAGCACCUGCUUCUCCCAGUCAUGGGGCUCUCAGUGACACAGGGCACUAUUUAAUAUUUUUUUAAUAUUAUUUUAAUGUUUAAAUUUAUAAUAAUUUAUCUAUUUUUAUAAAAAAAGCAGAGCAUGAGGCAGAAGUCCCCAUUGUCAGGGCCAGGCCUGGGGGGUGGCAACAGGGCAGGUGAGGACAGGGGGAGCAGGAGAGAAGGGAGGUGAGAGGAGUGGGGAGGAGGGGGAGCUGUGGGCUUGGUGUCACUGCAGACAAGGGAAAUGAGAGUGAACUGGUACGGCUGGGGGAGAUGGGGCAGGUGAGCACAGCUGGAGUGUGGGACAGGUUAGAACAUCUGGAUAGGUGUGGGGCAGGUUAGAACAUCUGGAAAGGUGCAGGGCAGGUGCAAUGAGGGGGGAGCAGGUGAGCACCCCUGGGGUGGGGACCGGUUCAGGGUUACCCAAGCGAGGUCCCUGGCCCGGGGGGUCCUUCAACCGUUCUGGCAGCAUGGGGGAGCCCCGAGCAAGUGCAGCCGAGGGGAUCCCGGAUUGCCCGAGUCGUGUCUGCUGUUUUUAACCUAAAUAAACGGUGCCACCGGCACCAAGAGACCCCCGUGUCCCUACGCGUAUCGGUGCCGCCCACGGGGCUCGGCUCCGGGAGCCAGCAGUGCCCUCUGCAGGCAGCUGCCGCGGACCGCGAUGACCACCCGGUCCUUCCUGCCACGCCGCCGGCCCGGCUGAGCCCGCGGCCCCCGCCCGGCCCCGGUCUUGGCCCCGCCGAGAGAGGUGAGUGCGACCGCACCGUCGGCGUCGCCUCGGGAGAAGCAGGGAGAGAGAGACACCGGGAGCACAGCCGCAGGCAGUGGCAGAGCGCAGCGGCGAUGGCGAACCGUAGCCCGAGGGGACGGGCGGGGAGCGAUGGAGCCGGGGGUCGGUGGCAGCCGUGCGGAGGGUGAGGUGAGGACGAUGGCCAGCCCAGAGGACGACCUCAUCGGCAUCCCCUUCCCUGAGCACAGCAGCGAGCUGCUGAGCUGCCUGAACGAGCAACGGCAGCUGGGGCUGCUCUGCGACGUCACCAUCAAGACGCAGGGGCUGGAGUACCGCACCCACCGUGCCGUCCUGGCUGCCUCCAGCCGCUAUUUCAAGAAGCUCUUUGCAGGGCCGGGGCCGGGGCAGGAGGUCUGUGAGCUGGACUUUGUGGGGCCAGAGGCACUGGGUGCGCUGCUGGAGUUUGCCUACACAGCCACGCUGACCAUCAGCAGCGCCAACAUGGGCGAGGUGCUUCGUGCUGCCCGGCUGCUGGAGAUCCCCUGUGUCAUCGCUGCCUGCGUGGAGAUCCUGCAGGGCAGCGGGCUGGAGGCACCCGGCCCCGAUGACGGCGACUGCGAACGUGCCCGCCGCUACCUGGAGGCUUUCUCCACCCUCCCCGAGGGUGAGGUGCCUGCCCCGCCCCCCCCGCCCCCCCGCCCCACCGCCCGCCGCAGCAAGAAGACCCGCAAGUUCCUGCAAGCCCGUGGUGCCCAGCUCAACAACCACGCCGAGGAGCCGCCCGCUGAGGCUGAGGGCUCCGGCAGCCCCCCGCCGCCCUCCCAGCUGCCCUCGCCGCCUCUGCCCGAGGGGCUGUCCCUGCCCUACGACAGCUUUGAGCUGCCUGAGGAGGAGGAGCUGCCCCCACACCCCUUUCCCUUCCCCUACCAGCCCCCCUUGUCCCCUGAGGAGGCAGCUUCUGACGAUGACGCCAUCGACCCCGACCUGAUGGCGUAUCUGAGCUCGCUGCACCACGAGUCGCUGGCGCCUGGGCUGGAUAGCCCCGACAAGCUGGUGCGCAAGCGCCGCUCACAGAUGCCCCAGGAGUGCCCCGUCUGCCACAAGGUCAUCCAUGGCGCCGGCAAGCUGCCUCGCCACAUGCGCACACACACGGGCGAGAAGCCCUUUGCCUGCCAGGUCUGCGGAGUCCGAUUCACACGGAACGACAAACUGAAGAUCCAUAUGCGCAAGCACACAGGUGAGCGGCCCUACUCCUGCCAGCACUGCAGCGCCCGCUUCCUGCACAGCUACGACCUGAAGAACCACAUGCACCUGCACACAGGCGCCCGGCCCUACGAGUGCUACCUCUGCCACAAGGCCUUCGCCAAGGACGACCACCUCCAGAGGCACCUGAAGGGCCAGAACUGCCUGGAGGUGCGGACCCGCCGCCGCCGCCGCGAUGAGCCGCCGCCGCCGCCCGCGGGGCCCCCGGGCCUCGACCUCUCCAACGGGCGGCUGGAGGGGCUGCGCCUCUCCAUUGCCCGCUACUGGGCUCCAGGGCAGCCCGAGGAGGAGGAAGAGGAGCCGGAGGGUGAGGAAGGGCCACAGCCAGAUGGCACUGUGCCGGUGGAGAUGGCAUAGGGCCGAUGCAGCGGCAGGUGUCGUGCCGUUCCAUGCCGAGCUGUGCCGUGCCCACUGGGGUUUCUGUUCCUGUUUUUCCCGUCACGGUUCAUUCCUAGUUAUGCAAAGGGGGAAACUCCCCUCGGCCGAUUUGCACAAGGGGGUGGGGGGCCCCUACCACCCCCCACCGUGCCCGGGCCCACCUGGUCAUGCCCAGGCGGGUGGUGGGGGGAUUGGGACUUGGAUGUCCCCCCACCAAACCCCUCGUGGAUGCCAGGACCGGGCAGGGGCACCCAUGGACCAAGGCCCCCCCCAGGUGGGGAGAGCCCCCCCAUCCUCUCCAGUGGGGGGGGGCACUGCCCUACGCUGUGCAUAGCUUGUCCCCACCUCCCCACUCCAAGCAGCCCCCCCCCGGCGAGCUCCCCUCGCCCCUGCACUCCCGGCUGCUUUCUCUUGGUUGCACUAUUCGGGUGAGCCCACCCGGGUGUGGGGCAGCCCCGGCCCCCCCCGGACCCUUUCCCCUUCCUAAAUCCCCCGGCCCUGUGGGACCCCCCCCUUCCCUGGGGUGGCCGGGCCCCCACGGUCACCCCUCUGUCCUUUGCACAUGCCCCCCGCAGGGCGCAGCCUCCCCGGGGGUGGAGGGGACCGGCACUAUUUGUCUACAAAUAAGAGUUUUAUCUAUAUUUAAAAAGAUGAUGUAAUAUAUUCCCCCCCACAGCCCCUCCGCUGCCAACCACCAGCGCUGCCCGGCCUCUGCCAUGGGGUGCCGGGAGGGGUGAUGGGGCCGGGGGGGCUCUGCUCCCGUCAUGGCUUUAAAGUGCCUUAUGGUGAACUUGAACCUUUUCGGCUACUUGAACCUCUCUGGUGUCAGGAACCAAACAAACCAUGGGCGGGCGGCCCCCGCCCCGCCGGGCCGCCUCUGCCUGUCUGUAUGUCUGUUUGUUUUUUUGUUUUUUUUUUUUAAACGAAGGCUGCUUGGUAAUAAACGGAGAAGCAGGGA